Molecule: messenger RNA, 1623 nt
Organism: Cynara cardunculus var. scolymus (artichoke)
Lineage: Eukaryota; Viridiplantae; Streptophyta; Magnoliopsida; Asterales; Asteraceae
Product: zinc finger MYM-type protein 1-like
Exons: 3
Coding region: 1-1623 (540 amino acids)
Molecular function (GO): protein dimerization activity
Source: RefSeq, a predicted model, not a curated record
AUGCGAUUGAAUGCUUCCGUUGAAGUUUGUAGAUAUUUGUUGGAGAAUGCUUUACCAUUUCGUGGCAAUGAUGAGUCGGAAAAGUCUAUGUACAAAGGGCUUUUCUUGGGGACUUUAAAGUUAAUCGGAAGAACAAAUGGGGAGAUUGAAAAGGUUAUAUUACAAAAUGCCCCGAAGAACAAUCAAUUGACAUCUCCAAAKAUUCAAAAAGAUCUCGUUACUUGCUUUGGAGAAGAGGUGUUGAAAGACGUUAUUGGGGAAAUUGGUGAUGAUGUAUUUGCUUUGUUGGUGGAUGAGUCUAGUGAUGUCUCUAGAAAAGAACAAAUGGCCGUGGUUUUGAGGUUUGUUGACAAAGUCGGAGUUGUUCAAGAAAGAUUUGUUGGCAUUGUUCAUGUCAUGGAUACAUCUGCUAUAAGUCUUAAAUCUGUGUUGGAUGCUUUAUUUGCAAAACAUGGAUUAAGUUUCACAAAGGUAAGAGGACAAGGUUAUGACGGUGCUAGCAACUCUUCUUGCAAACGAAAAGAUAUGCUACGAGAAACUCAYAAAGAGAGAAUUCAAGAAGAAAUUGGAAAUGGGGAGAUUGAGACUGGUAAGGGGUUAAACCAAGAGAUUUCCCUUGUUCGAGCUGGAGAUACACGAYGGAAUUCUCAUCUUAAAACAAUCGUGAGUUUGAUUGCUUUGUUUCCAGAGGUCAUACAGGUGCUUGAAUAUGUCGAAGAUGAUGGAGAUAAUGGAGCUAGUCGGCUUCAAGCAAGAGGUCUUCUAUCAUACUUAAAGACAUUUGAAUUUGUGUUUUAUAUGCACUUGAAUUCAACGAUCUUAGGAUUAACAAAUUCAUUGUCUCAAGCUCUUCAAAGGAAAGAUGAAGACAUAUUGGAAGCUAUUGAUUUGAUAGGAACAACCAAAGGUCAAUUACAAAUGUUGAGGGAAAAUGGGUUUGAUCAAGUUUUGGAGAAAUGCUACUCUUUUUGUGAUAAACAUAAGAUUGUGAAGUUGGAUAUGGCUGAAGCUUAUGUUAAUACAAGAAAUUCAAGGAAAAAGACGAACAUUACCAAUCAACAUUAUUAUAACUAUGAUAUAUUCAACACUGUUUUGGAUAUGCAGAUCCGAGAGUUUGGUGAUCGUUUUGGUGAGAUAAGCACCGACUUGCUUCAAAAUAUGGCGGCUUUGAAUCCACGCAAUUCGUUUUCUCAGUUUAACAAAUCAAGCUUCUUGAAGUUGAGUCAGAUGUAUCCUCGAGAUUUUGAAGACAAGGAAAGGAUCAUUCUUGAGCAUGAACUUGAUAUCUACCAUCAUUCUGUUUAUAAUGAUGUCAGAUUUGCCAACUUAAACGGUAUUGCCGACCUCGCCAGAUUAAUGGUUGCAACAAGAAAGCAUCUUUCUCAUCCUUUAGUCUACCGGUUAUUGAAACUGACACUGGUUUUGCCUGUUGCAACUGCUACGGUUGAAAGAUGCUUUUCGGCGAUGAAGCUUGUCAAGACAGAUUUACGUAAUCGAAUUGGUGAUGAUUUUUUGAAUUCUGCCCUCAUUUGCUCCAUAGAAAAGGAAGCCCUUGGUAACGUUAAAAACGAAGAUGUAAUCGAUCGUUUCCAAAAGAUGAAGACACGCCGAGGACAAAUUUAG